AUUCUGGGGUUCGUUUAGAGGUUUGAAUUUUCUCGGAGAAGGACAGGCCGGCCACGAGGAAAACAGAAACAAGCCGCAGCAACAUCUAAGCCCUUGAAAGGAUCCUGAGAGAGGGGGGAAAGGGAAAACAGCAGCCACCAGCCCAACCACUUGUGUCUUCUGCCCCUUCCCACUUAUCUUGCCCACCCCACCAGCCCACGCUGCUUGGGACUUGAAAUCUGUGGCCGAAGGACCGUCACUACAUAACUUCAAAAAUAAUCAACCACCCUCCCUUCCCAAACCACCCAAAUUCACUCAUCCAGCGUUUACUUUUUUGAAUCCACUCAGAACUUUUUUCUGCGACCCCCCUCCCUAAAUGGAGUUGGGUGGGGGGGGAAAUGAAUACUGAGUUGGCCUUUAUUUUUUUUAAAGACUUUUUGAUCCAAUGAGGCCCCCUAAAUAAUUGAGUUUUGGGUCCUGGUUGGUUGUUUUAUUUUUUUUCCUCCAAAAUUUUACCCCCUCCCCCCUGAGCCCGAGGUGCUGACGUCGCAAAAAAAUUGGAUAAAACCACCAUCAUGGGUUCGGGUCCCAUAGACCCCAAAGAACUUCUCAAGGGCCUGGACAGCUUCCUUAACCGAGAUGGGGAAGUCAAAAGUGUGGAUGGGAUUUCCAAGAUCUUCAGUUUGAUGAAGGAAGCACGAAAGAUGGUGAGUCGAUGCACUUACUUGAACAUUCUCCUGCAGACCCGUUCACCAGAAAUAUUGGUCAAAUUUAUUGACGUUGGCGGCUACAAACUUCUUAACAAUUGGCUGACGUAUUCAAAGACAACUAACAACAUUCCCCUCCUCCAGCAAAUUCUACUGACCCUGCAGCACCUACCGCUCACUGUAGACCAUCUCAAGCAGAACAACACAGCUAAACUGGUGAAGCAGCUGAGCAAGUCAAGUGAGGAUGAAGAGCUCCGGAAAUUGGCCUCAGUCCUUGUCAGCGACUGGAUGGCUGUCAUCCGCUCUCAGAGCAGUACCCAGCCCGCUGAGAAAGAUAAGAAGAAACGUAAAGAUGAAGGAAAAAGUCGAACUACCCUUCCUGAGCGACCUUUGACAGAGGUGAAGGCUGAGACCCGGGCUGAGGAGGCCCCAGAGAAGAAGAGGGAGAAGCCCAAGUCUCUUCGCACCACAGCACCCAGUCAUGCCAAGUUCCGUUCCACUGGACUAGAGCUGGAGACACCAUCCUUGGUGCCUGUGAAGAAGAACGCCAGCACAGUGGUGGUUUCUGACAAGUACAACCUUAAACCCAUCCCCCUCAAACGUCAGAGCAACGUAGCUGCUCCAGGAGAUGCUACUCCCCCUGCAGAGAAGAAAUACAAGCCACUCAACACAACACCUAAUGCCACCAAAGAGAUCAAAGUGAAGAUCAUCCCGCCACAGCCUAUGGAGGGCCUGGGCUUUCUGGAUGCUCUCAAUUCAGCCCCUGUUCCAGGCAUCAAAAUUAAGAAGAAGAAAAAAGUGCUGUCACCUACGGCUGCCAAGCCAAGCCCCUUUGAAGGGAAAACGAGCACAGAACCAAGCACAGCCAAACCUUCUUCCCCAGAACCAGCACCACCUUCUGAGGCAAUGGACACAGACCGUCCAGGCACCCCGGUUCCCCCUGUUGAAGUCCCAGAGCUCAUGGAUACAGCCUCUUUGGAGCCAGGAGCUCUGGAUGCCAAGCCAGUGGAGAGUCCUGGAGAUCCUAACCAACUGACCCGGAAAGGCAGGAAGAGGAAAAGUGUGACAUGGCCUGAGGAAGGCAAACUGAGAGAAUAUUUCUAUUUUGAAUUGGAUGAAACUGAACGAGUAAAUGUGAAUAAGAUCAAGGACUUUGGCGAGGCAGCUAAGCGAGAGAUACUGUCAGACCGACAUGCAUUUGAGACAGCGCGGCGUCUGAGCCAUGACAACAUGGAGGAGAAGGUGCCCUGGGUGUGCCCCCGGCCCCUGGUUCUGCCCUCACCUCUUGUCACCCCUGGAAGCAACAGUCAGGAGCGAUAUAUCCAGGCUGAGCGGGAGAAGGGAAUCCUUCAGGAGCUCUUCCUGAACAAGGAGAGUCCUCAUGAGCCUGAUCCUGAGCCCUACGAGCCCAUACCCCCUAAACUCAUCCCCCUAGAUGAGGAGUGUUCCAUGGAUGAGACUCCGUAUGUUGAGACCCUGGAACCUGGGGGGUCAGGUGGCUCACCUGACGGGGCAGGAGGCUCCAAGUUGCCUCCAGUUCUGGCCAAUCUUAUGGGAAGCAUGGGUGCUGGAAAGGGCCCCCAAGGCCCUGGAGGAGGAGGCAUUAAUGUCCAGGAGAUCCUCACCUCCAUCAUGGGUAGCCCAAACAGUCAUCCUUCAGAGGAACUACUGAAACAACCAGACUAUUCGGACAAGAUCAAGCAGAUGCUAGUGCCACAUGGACUCCUAGGCCCUGGCCCAAUAGCCAAUGGUUUCCCACCAGGGGGUCCUGGGGGCCCCAAGGGCAUGCAGCACUUUCCCCCUGGACCUGGGGGACCUAUGCCAGGUCCCCAUGGAGGCCCUGGUGGGCCAGUGGGUCCACGUCUUCUAGGUCCUCCACCCCCUCCCCGGGGGGGUGAUCCCUUCUGGGAUGGCCCGGGCGACCCUAUGCGGGGUGGCCCAAUGCGGGGGGGUCCAGGACCAGGUCCUGGACCAUACCAUAGAGGCCGAGGUGGCCGAGGAGGAAACGAACCUCCUCCUCCUCCUCCUCCUCCAUUCCGAGGUGCCAGAGGAGGUCGCUCUGGAGGAGGACCCCCAAAUGGACGAGGGGGCCCUGGUGGGGGCAUGGUUGGAGGUGGUGGGCAUCGUCCCCACGAAGGCCCUGGUGGGGGCAUGGGCAACAGCAGUGGACAUCGUCCCCACGAAGGCCCUGGCGGUGGCAUGGGCAGUGGGCAUCGUCCCCACGAAGGCCCUGGUGGUAGCAUGGGUGGGGGUGGAGGACAUCGUCCCCACGAAGGCCCUGGCGGUGGCAUCAGUGGUGGCAGUGGCCAUCGCCCCCACGAAGGCCCUGGCGGAAGCAUGGGUGGAAGUGGUGGACAUCGUCCCCAUGAAGGCCCUGGACACGGGCCCCAUGGCCACCGGCCUCAUGAUGUCCCUGGUCACCGAGGCCAUGACCAUCGAGGGCCACCUCCUCAUGAGCACCGUGGCCAUGAUGGUCCUGGUCACGGGGGAGGGGGCCACCGAGGGCACGAUGGAGGCCACAGCCAUGGAGGAGACAUGUCAAACCGCCCUGUCUGCCGACAUUUCAUGAUGAAGGGGAACUGCCGCUAUGAGAACAACUGUGCCUUCUACCACCCGGGUGUCAAUGGGCCCCCCCUGCCCUAGGGACCAUUUGCCUGCCCCGUUCACACAACCCCUGUGGACUGCAGCCUCGCUCCCUCCACCCUGUUAUGGCUUCUGUGAGGCCCAUUUUCCCUUUUCCCCAGCUGAUGAGGAGCCGGCCCCCUCAGUUCCCACUUGCUUGGGUUCCUGGGGGUUUUCUGAUCACUGGUGCGCAUUGAUGUACAUAUUUUCCUCCAGUCUGGGGAGGAGAGAGACUGGAAACGUUCCUGGACUGCUGAAGAGGAGACCCAGUUGGCUUCACUUUUUGAGAAGAUUCGCCCUGUACCCCAAACCCCUUUCCAGUAUUACCCUUAAUGCUUGAGAACCUAAAGCUGGUUAUCCUGGAGAACACCCCUACCCUUCUAUUGUGGGUCCCCACAUGCACACAGAACUCUGACACAGGAUCAGCUGCACUUAAAUCAUCCCAGCUAAGUUCAUUAUUCCUCAUGGGGUGGGGAGAUGGUGAAGGGGUAUUGUAUAUCCCACUGCACUGAGAGGGCUCAAUCAGCUGGAUUUGAGUUCUGGAACACACAUCAUCCCCACUCCUCCCCCAGCGUGGGCUCUCCAUUCUUAGUCCUUUCUCAAGUGGGACCUUGAACUUUCUGUGAACACCCAGUCUGCAUCCUGGGUCUGCUAGGUUCGAUGAUGGCGAACUCAUAUCUGCAUCCGGUGCAAGUUUUAGCUGGCAGAGGUGAGACCGGUGGUGCGGGUCUGCCUUUGCCAACUACAGCCAGUCUGGAGACUUGAUAAAAUACUUCAGUGAGACCAGCUUCUCAUCAACUUGGGCCCGGCAUGCUGGGCCUGCAAGUCACACUACAUGCACUGCCUUUGGGAGUCAGCUCACUCCCUGCUCCCACCUGGAACCUUGCCAGUGUGAAGGAGGCUUCCAGCUACUUCACCCUGUCAACCACCUCUGAAUCCUCACCAGGUGCCUUCCUGGUGGGAUUCAACAAGAUGAUUUUGCCCUUUCCCAGUUCUCUCCUUCACCUUGGCAUCAGUUGUUUUCUAUGAAAACAGUGGAUUGGUUGGGUUUUGUGCAGGGUCUUGGGUUAGAGCCAAAAUGGAUUUGAGGAUGAGUAUUUUUUUUUUUGGUUUUGUAUAUUUUGUACAUUAAUAAUAAACAGUGGAAAGAGAAGCAGCUUAUUUAA
Messenger RNA from Pongo pygmaeus (Bornean orangutan), 4474 nucleotides. It is a transcript of the gene PPP1R10, whose product is annotated as protein phosphatase 1 regulatory subunit 10. Gene Ontology annotation, cellular component: chromatin; nucleus; PTW/PP1 phosphatase complex. The record is from RefSeq and is a predicted model, not a curated record. Gene Ontology annotation, molecular function: metal ion binding; protein phosphatase 1 binding. The transcript has 20 exons. Lineage: Eukaryota; Metazoa; Chordata; Mammalia; Primates; Hominidae. Bases 555 to 3329 code for a protein of 924 amino acids.